Musca vetustissima is the source of this 3772-nucleotide messenger RNA. Its product is annotated as structural maintenance of chromosomes protein 1A-like. The record is from RefSeq and is a predicted model, not a curated record. Gene Ontology annotation, biological process: sister chromatid cohesion. The transcript is spliced from 14 exons. The coding region runs from base 23 to 3766 and encodes 1247 amino acids. Lineage: Eukaryota; Metazoa; Arthropoda; Insecta; Diptera; Muscidae. Gene Ontology annotation, molecular function: DNA binding; ATP hydrolysis activity; ATP binding. Gene Ontology annotation, cellular component: chromosome; nucleus; cohesin complex.
UGUGACAUAAAAGUGUGCCACAAUGGCGGAGGAGGAGAAUGCUGCCGAUGUGACACUAACAUCUGUCAAUCAAACCACACCGCCCAAUGAAAUUGAGGCCUCAUUCCUUCAGUAUAUAGAAAUGGAAAACUUUAAAUCCUAUCGAGGUCAUGUUCUUGUGGGUCCACUAAAACAAUUUACCGCAGUAAUUGGCCCCAAUGGUUCAGGUAAGUCCAACUUCAUGGACGCCAUCAGUUUUGUUAUGGGUGAGAAAACCACUAGUUUGCGUGUAAAACGUCUGAACGAUCUCAUACAUGGCUCAUCGAUUGGACGACCUGUGGCACGCAGCUGUUAUGUUACAGCGAAAUUUAUUGUCAAUGGUGACUACCAGUUGGAUUUCCAACGUGCAGUUAUUGGUGGUUCUUCUGAGUAUAGAAUAAAUGGGAACAGCGUAUCCAGUUCAUCAUAUUUGGCAAGACUGGAAAAGAUGGGCAUUAAUGUCAAGGCGAAGAACUUUUUAGUUUUCCAAGGUGCAGUUGAAAAUAUUGCAAUGAAAACACCCAAGGAGAGAACAGCUUUAUUUGAAGAGAUUAGUGGGUCUGGCUUACUAAAGGAAGACUAUAAUCGUCUUAAACAAGAAAUGAUACUGGCCGAAGAGGAGACACAAUUUACAUAUCAAAAGAAGAAGGGCAUUGCGGCUGAACGAAAGGAAGCUAAACACGAGAAGAUGGAAGCGGAACGAUAUGCCCGUUUGAAAAAUGAAUAUAAUGAGAAAAAGGUUGAAUAUCAAUUAUUUCGUCUAUAUCAUGUAGAGAAAGAUAUUAAGAAGUUAAACGAAGAGUUGGAAUCAAAACAAGAGGAUGUUAAAGAAGUGGAAAGUCGCAAAGCUGCAGUGGACGAUGUUCUAAAAGAAAAGAAGAAAGAAUCCGGAAAAUUAAGUCGUGAUUUGGCUAAAGUAGAUCAGGAGAUACGUGAGUUCGAGACACAGAUGAAUAAAAAACAUCCGCUCUAUAUUAAAGCCAAAGAGAAAGUUGCACAUUGUCAGAAAAAGUUGAAAUCCUUGGCCAAAACUCUCGAAACUGCACGAGAAGCUGACAAUGCUCAUCAACAGGAUAUACGCAAACUGGAGAAACAACUGAAUGAAAUAGAACAACUAAAGAAAAGAUUUGAGGAUGAAAUAGCAAAUGAAUCAACGCGACGUGGUAAAAGUGUACACAUGGAAGAAGGGCUAGUUCAGGAAUAUGAUAGUCUUAAACAGGAAGCAGAAGCUACCGCGACAAAGUAUCGUUCCCAGUUAGAUUCUGUUAAUCGAGAGCAAAAAUCUGAUCAAGAUUUACUCGAUGGAGAAACAAAUCGUCGAGCAUCGGUUGAGGAAGCCCUGAAGAAACUAACACUUCAACGUGAGGAGGCCAUUAAAAGACGUGACAAAUUAAUGGAUCAUAUCAAAUCAUCAGAAGCUGCCUUGGAAGAACAGAAUCGCAUCAAAGAUGAAUUGAAACGUGAUGUUGGCUGCUCAAAGGAGAAAAUUGCCGAAAUACAAAGCAUACUUGAAGAUGUUAGAGAUCAAUUGGGUGAUGCCAGAAGUGAUAAACAUGAAGAUGCUCGUAGAAAAAAGAAACAAGAAGUUGUGGAACUCUUUAAGAAACAAGUGCCGGGUGUGUAUGAUCGAAUGAUAAACAUGUGUCAGCCGACCCAUAAACGUUACAAUGUAGCUGUAACAAAAGUGUUGGGUAAAUUUAUGGAAGCUAUUAUUGUGGAUACCGAAAAAACUGCUCGCCAAUGUAUUCAGAUACUUAAGGAACAAAUGUUGGAGGUUGAAACAUUCUUGCCACUCGAUUAUUUGCAAGUUAAACCACUUAAGGAACGUUUAAGAAACAUAAGCGAACCACGCAAUGUAAAACUUGUAUUCGAUGUCUUAAAAUUCGAACCGAAAGAAAUUGAACGCGCUGUACUGUUUGCAACUGGCAAUGCUUUGGUCUGUGAAACACCUGAAGAUGCUAUGAAAGUGGCCUAUGAAUUGGAUCGUUCUCGCUAUGAUGCUUUGGCUUUGGAUGGUACAUUUUAUCAGAAAUCUGGUCUAAUAUCUGGUGGUAGUCAUGAUUUGGCCCGGAAAGCUAAGCGUUGGGACGAAAAACAUAUGGCCCAACUGAAAAUGCAAAAGGAGAAAUUGAGCGAGGAGCUCAAGGAAUUAGUAAAGAAAUCCCGUAAGCAAAGUGAAUUGGCCACUGUGGAAUCUCAAAUUAAGGGACUUGAAAAUCGUUUAAAAUACAGUAUGGUGGAUUUGGAAUCUUCAAAGAAAUCGAUACAGCAAUUUGAUAAACAAUUGCAACAAGUUCAAAGUCAGUUAGAUGCAUUUGGGCCAAAAAUUACUGAAAUCGAAAGACGCAUGGAGAAACGUGAGGAGCAUAUUCAGGAAAUUAAAGAGAACAUGAAUAAUGUAGAAGAUAAAGUAUUUGCUGCCUUCUGUCGCCGUUUAGGCGUUAAAAAUAUUCGCCAAUACGAGGAACGCGAAUUGGUAAUGCAACAGGAAAGGGCCCGCAAACGUGCCGAAUUCGAACAGCAAAUUGAUGCUAUCAACACCCAGUUGGAUUUUGAAAAACAAAAGGACACAAGAAAAAAUGUUGAUCGUUGGGAACGUAGUGUUCAGGAUGAAGAAGAUGCCUUGGAAAAAUUACGUGCUGCUGAGAAACGGUACUUGAGUGAAAUCGAUGAGGAUAAAGAGAAAAUGGAAAAGUUGAAACAACUCAAAGCAGAGAAGAAACAAGCGGUCGAUGAUAUGGAAGAAGAAAUAUCUAAGGCACGAAAAGAUGUUGCCAACUUGGCCAAGGAAAUUCACAAUGUGGGCUCUAUGGUGUCGUCGAUUGAAUCAAAAAUUGAAACAAAGAAAAAUGAGCGUCACAAUCUGUUGAUGCAGGCAAAGAUGGAUUGUAUUGCUAUUCCACUAUUGAGAGGAUCGCUGGACGAUUGUGUCGGUCAAGGUGGCGAAAUUGACAGUAAUACACCUUCAACAUCUGCAAAUGCAGUUGUGGACAAGGAAACAAAUAUUGAAGUUGAUUAUUCGAGUUUACCGCGUGAAAUUUGCAAGCUAAAAGACGAUUCGAGUUUCAAGAAAAUGAAUGAAACUUUACAAAAAGAUCUUCAGGCAAAGUUGGAUGUUUUGGAACGUAUACAGACGCCAAAUCUGAAAGCUGUACAGAAACUGGAUGCUGUCACCGAAAAGGUCCAACUGACAAAUGAAGAGUUCGAAAAUGCCCGACGCAAAGCGAAAAAAGCUAAAGCUGCAUUUGAGCGUGUAAAGAAUGAACGCUCCGAACGUUUUACUCAAUGUUGUAAUCACAUUUCCGAUGCUAUUGAUGGAAUUUACAAAAAACUUGCACGCAAUGAAGCCGCCCAAGCAUAUUUGGGUCCCGAUAAUCCCGAAGAACCUUAUCUAGAUGGUAUUAAUUAUAAUUGUGUAGCACCGGGCAAGCGUUUCCAGCCCAUGAGCAAUUUGAGUGGUGGUGAAAAAACAAUUGCCGCCUUAGCUUUACUAUUUUCCAUACACAACUAUCAACCUGCUCCAUUCUUUGUACUUGACGAAAUUGACGCUGCUUUGGAUAAUACGAAUAUUGGCAAAGUUGCCUCAUAUAUACGAGAUCAUACCACCAAUUUGCAGACAAUUGUUAUUUCAUUGAAAGAAGAAUUCUAUGGACAUGCCGAUGCAUUAGUUGGUAUUACACCCGGUGAUGGUGAUUGUUUGGUUUCCAAUGUCUACAUGUUUGAUUUGACACAAUUCCUGGAUAAAUAAUCAGUG